Molecule: messenger RNA, 438 nt
Organism: Aspergillus chevalieri
Lineage: Eukaryota; Fungi; Ascomycota; Eurotiomycetes; Eurotiales; Aspergillaceae
Exons: 2
Coding region: 1-438 (145 amino acids)
Source: RefSeq, a predicted model, not a curated record
AUGUACAUCGCUGCAAAGACAUCCGAGCCUUACGCCUUACCAACCGCCGCUUCUACUAUUUACUCAUCAAACAUCGCCGAGUGCAAUCCAGCGUUCAAGAAUGCCACAAGACCCUUCUUGGCUAUGCAGCAGCGACAGGGGGUUUUGAACGCUGCAGAUCUUCUGGAUAAUCUGGCCAGGACCCAGACAACAGACUCCAACGACGACAAGAUCGACUCAGACUUCUAUUACCAUCCAUUAUUCAAAAAGGGCUAUACACCGGAGGCAAUUCUCGAGAUCCAAAAGGCCUUUUUAGAGCCAUCGAAGCAAACUCCAAGCAACUCAUCGUUCUCCUCCUCGAUCGAGGCGCAAAGGCAGACUUCGAGUUCCCGCGGUGGGUACGUGAAAUCCGGCGACAACAAGAUCUUCGAUCUGCUACUGGAAAUGGGAGCCCGAUGA